AUGGAGGUAAAUUACUGCAUGAAGGCUUUCAAAUACUGUAUCUGUUAUAUACUUGUCAACUACUAUUUGAUAUAAUGUAAUAUCUCUCCAGGUCUCACAUGCUAUGGAUACAUGAGCUUUACUUGCAGCAGUUCCGAUCAGAGCAUGUGAGUGGAGUUGAGCGGUUGGAAAUCAUCGUCUCAUUGUCCUUUCCAACCGCUUCGCUAAAAACCGCUCCAUGCUCACAGAAAAUAAAACUGCCACUCCAAAUUCGCUCCAUUAAUUAAAAUCACAAUUUAAUCAACACCCAUCUAUUAUUGUGACUACCUGGACCUACUAUUUGGUUUUAAAGUAUUGAAACCAAACCAUAUGGAUUUGAAUGAAAAGUAUUUGAAUUACAGUUUUUCUCAAUUGCUAAAACACAAUUUCUGAAACCUUGCUCCAUUUCCUGAAAACAUUAAACACAAAACCUCAUCUUCAAGCACUAUUUACAAAACCUCUGACUCCUCUCGCAAAAUGAAACAUUCGCCUCAAAACAGUUUUACCUGUGUUCAAAAUCAAACACUGCUCUCAAAUCAUAAACAAAGUGAUCAAAAUGAUAUACACUCUCAAGCAGUCAGUAAACAAUACACCGAAAAAUAGAAAACACAUUGUUCAAAACAUACAGUUCUCAGGGAGAAGUAAAUUUUUAAUCUCAAAACAAAUUUCAUAUUUUUCCGUCAUUGUCUUUUGAUGAACGAAAACAUGUUCUAUCAUAGUAGCUCAAAAUUGAUCAGAAAUUACUGCUCUGCUUUGCUCUUUGCAAUUUUGUUUUUUGUUCUUCCUCCUCCUUGUACCCCUAUUUUUACAGUACUGUACCCUGCAUCUCACAAACUUGUCCUUUGUCUCUGUGAUACUGUAAUUAUUGUUCUUUGUUGAUAUGAACCUGCAACCAGUCAAAAUCUAUUGAGCAGUCAGUACUGUUAACAAAUGGAAAGCACAAUGUUCAGGGCCAUACAAUUUGUCCAUUGUACAGUAUACAGCCUACAAUGCACUGUACUACAGUAUACAAUACUAAAAGGGACACAAAUCAAAGGAGUAAACAUGUGAUCAAUGUGCUUCUUCUUGUCUUUGGGCUGGGUCAGGCCAGAGCACUUCGUCGAUGUCACAUGCAAUAUUGUCCCUCCUGAGGCAACGGGGGAAGAAGCCUCUUGUGUGCCGUAUCCAGCCCUGACAUGAUUCCUCACCUAUAUCACCACAGGCUAAAUAUAUGGCUUGCAGUAGAUUUACUCUGGUGUAGGGUUGCCUAUCAUACACUUUCCAUCUCCAAGAGGAGAAAAACUCCUCAAUCGGAUUCAGGAAAGGCGAGUAUGGAGGGAGGUACAAGUUCAUAAACUGCCCAUUGAUGUUUCUGAAUGUACACUUACUUGCACAUACUGAGCUCGCAGUUCUUUCACCCUUGGUGAGUUGCGCUCAAAAGGUACUCUGUAUACUUGUUUCAUUCGCAUCCUGUUACGAUGGAGGACACGGUCAAUUGUGGAAAUGCUCACACUGUCAAUUCCCUGGAAGUGUGUGUUGUCUUGUAUCACUCGUUGCUGGAUUUCUCUGAGUCGUAUUGCAUUAUCUUGAAGUACCAUGCCAACUAUAACGGCCUCUUGCUCCCGAGUGAAUAUAGCUGUCCUUCCACCUGCAUGUGGCAGCCUUGCAAUUCUACAAAAAGUAGUUGUGCAGUUACAAAACAUAUUCAUGCAGUACAAUACAUACAGUGAUUAACUUUACAAAUGUCUACAUUUGCAAUUACAAAAAUACAGUAGUAUACUGUACCUGUUCUCUUCUCUGAAUGUCCUUACUAUGGUGGACACAGAAAAUCGGCUCAAAUUGGGUUACACUCUAAGUCCUGCUUCCCUCAUUGUCAGUCCAUGGACAAGAACAUGGUCUAUGACUGUUGCUCGAAUUUCAUCAGAUAUUUCCACUUUUUGUCUUCCUCUUCCUCUUCGUCCUCCUCUUCCUCUUUCUUGCCCUCGUCCUCCUCUUCCUCCUCUUCCUCCUCGUAGCCCACCUCGCAUACGCACUCGUCCUCGUCCUCUCACAAUGUUUAUUCUAUCCAUUCUCAGACUUUCUCCUUCCCACCUUCAACAACCUGUUUGCUCUCUGAACUGGCUUAUAUUGGUUGUGUCGCAUCAUUUGAAACAGGUUAAAUCAAUUUUGAGUGGUUGUGUUCAAUCAAUGACAUGUGUUCUCUAUUUGUAUUUGAUUGUUGCCACUUGUGUUUACCAGUAUGGAUGACAUGUGCAUUAGAGUGCAGAAUGUGUUUUGAGAAUGAGAAUGUGUUUAGAGUUUUGCUGAAAAGUCUAAGUGAGAUCUGCAAAUUGUGUUUUACCAUGUGAAAUGGUUUAAGAUAUUGACAACAGACUGCAUAAUUAGCUAAAUGGGUUUUAGUGUUUUAACAAUUGUGAAAAACUGUAACAUGAAAAAUUAAACAGCAUAUAAACACUCUAAAUAGGUCAGGAGCCAGACAGGGAGCCUAAGAAGGAACUAAAAUGAAUGAUUUAGGCUAUAUUAUUUCAAUUAUUUCAAGGCUAUAGCCUACAAAGAAAUACAUUGUGAAGCAUUUGCAGUACGACACAAUAGGCUGGUAGGGACUUAAAGCGCUCAGCAUUUAAACAACAUUUAGUUGUAUGCAGCCUAAACAGAAAAAUACAUGCGGUCAGAGACCUACUUGAGCAGCACCGCCCACUCAAGAUUCUGAGCCUGCCUGGCAGGGUUGGUCCUACAAAGCCAGAGCCCCCUGAUGGGAGAGCAUAAUAUACAAGGAAAUUCUCAAAGGUGCUAAUGAGAACCUUGAUGACCUUGUACCUAGCCGGUGGGGAUUCCGGUGGGGUACCCCCACCCAGGUAGUGGCAGUGCUGGCAACAAUGGCUGCAGUAACCCAUGGGGGGGGGGUCACACUCGGACAAUCAGAGAGGGGGCUUAUUAUUGUGGCCCAAGUGGCCCAAAAUGAUCAAAGGUCUGACUGCACGGAGAUGCUUGGGGAAAAUGGUUACAACGGGGGACCAGAGUGUUUGUGUCUCAGGUGAAGAGGGUGAAGAGGGUGGAUCUGAUCUCCAUCACCUAGGACUUGACAUAGAUUAAAUAGAUUAAUCAAAUCUCACAUUGUUGUCCAUUUUUGCUCAAUCUUGCAUGCUUUCUCAAACAGCUGUAACUGUAUAUGCAUUCGUAAAUCAGGUCCUUUCUUGAGUUGGGCUCUGGGAUGUAACAACCAUUGAGCAUCUGAUCUUAUGGUUGAUUGUGGAGGAAAGGGGUUGAGUGUGUUAGAGUAUGUGCGUGUAUGUUUAGCCCACAUCUGUUGCAAGGGGGUAAGGAUGUUAGGGAGAAUAUAGGAUGAACCACAAUAAUUGUUUGCUUAAGUAAUAAUUGCUUGUCAAAAAUGUAAUGUAAUACAAUGGCAAUCCGGGUUAUAGGUUUAAAUCCUACGCAUGAACUGCCAACAUUAUUACGCAUAUUAAUCGAUAAUGAUGGAAAAUAAGAUAUGCAAGAUAUUUGAAUGGAUAUAUAUUUUUAAAUAGCUACAUAUACAUAUAUAUAUAUUGAGGUGAGAGCAUUGGAAAUUCAUUUGGCGGUUGACCUGCUUCUGUUUUGUGGGUGGCACUGUGUGCUGUUUUCGAUGGAUGGGUCCUGGCCCAACUUGGGAUGGGGAGGGGCUUUAGCGGGGGAAUUAGUGGAGAACAAUUGUAGGGUUACUUAGUACCAAUGCAAAUAUCAUGGUACAGCUAUAUGGAUAGUCAAUCGCUAUGGUAUUUUUUAUUGGUAAAUUUACAAACAUAUAUAAUGAUAAAUAGAUUUGAAACUUGUAUCCCAUUAUGGUAUGUGGUGAAAUAAGUAUAGCCAGUUAUAAUUGUAAUAGCUUAGCAGAUAAUAACAAAAGAAGAACAAUAUUUACAUGGCUCAAAGAGAAGGAAUAUAAUAACUAUUGUUUACAGGAAACUCAUUCAACAAUUCUAUAGAGGUGUGUAUGAUCAUUUUAUAUAAGUUUGGAUAAUAAGCUUUUGAUAUAAUGAUAUCUUGGGGUUCCGUACAACACUGCCUGUCAUAUAAUAUUGUGAGAUGUUAGUUCAGUGAAUAGUGACCAGUCUAUAAGAUUCUGGGAGGAUUCUAUGACUGAGGGGAAGGGUCUGGGUAGUUAAAGUUGUUGUUCCGCUGGAAGUAGAUUAUGAUAAACUGACUUGUGGUAAUAAAGAUCCAUUAGAAAUACGAAUGGUUUGGUUGAUAUGAAUAUAUUAAAAUAUUAUGAAUUUUAUGUGUGUGUAAUUGAUUACUAGAGAUUGGAUACUGCAUCACAGUGUUAGCUGUGCCACUAGAGAUCCUGGUUCGAAUCCAGGCUCUGUCGUAGCCGGCCGCGACCGGGAGACCCAUGGGGCGGCGCACAAUUGGCCCAGCGUCGUCCAGGGUAGGGGAGGGAAUGGCCGGCAGGGAUGUAGCUCAGUUGGUAGAGCAUGGCGUUUGCAACGCCAGGGUUGUGGGUUCGAUUCCCACGGGGGGCCAGUAUGAACAUUUUUAAAAUAAUAAUAUAUGCACUCACUAACUGUAAGUCGCUCUGGAUAAGAGCGUCUGCUAAAUGACUAAAAUGUAAAUGUAAAUGGAUAAAGUAAUAAGUGGAAUAAUGUAUAGGUACUGACUUGCGCACCCAAAACGUAGACCUACGUGAGGGGUGGGAGACAGUGCAUAGAUCAUUUGAUAAGGUUAAGCAUUAUAAUAACUAUCUAUCAUUUCGGAGCAGAGGUGAUAUAGUAAAGGAAUUUUAAAUUGUAGGGGAAAAACAUAAUCCAUUUGAUUAAACUCGUUAGAUCUGUUUCCAAAUCAAUGAAUGUAGAUUUGACUCAUUGACUGCUAAUUCAUUCCCUUCGAGCUAGUGAGAUAUUGGUCCUGUAAAGCUAUUUUCUGAUAAUUGUGUUAUGUGACAGAUGUUAAGACUACAGACCAUUAUAAUUGGAAUAAAGGAGGAUUUACUUGUCAUUUCAAUAAGGCAUAGGUUCUGCAUUACUGACAAAAAUCUAGGUUUUCUGAUUAUAGUUCGACUAUGUUUAUGGGUUGCUUAGAUUGAUAGAACAGUCAGUGUUUAUUUUGUGAUGUAAGACUGGACGAUUUAGCAGCUUGCUUGUUUCAAAUUGAAAGACUCAUUUAUUUAACGUGAAUAGUGGGACGAUUUUGAAGUAGUAAUUUUUUGCAUUGCCUAAUGAUUUGAUAGUUUAAACUACUGUGAAUAGGGUUGUAAUUUGGAAUAUUGAAUUGAAUAUGGAUAUUCAUUGAAUAUGUUUGUCAACUAUAGCAAGUGUUUGUUUUAUUAACUAUAGCCUAAUCAGAAAGGACAGUUACUUAAAUGUAAUAGCGGACUGGCAAUUACUUUAGAGCUGUGGCCAUGAUUUUAAUUGAUAACAAAGGAAAGUAAGUUAAUAGGGAAGUGAGAAUUUCAAAUUUGAAUUGUUGGGGUAGACUGAAAUAAAAGCAAUGUUUUUUAAUAAUAUGAAUGCAAAUAUACUAUUAGUUAUUGGUGGUUUGUGAAUAGACUUUACUGAUGCCAUGUUUUAGCUUGUGGGUGAAAGAGAGUCGUACUUGCUGGACUGUAUCAGGUUGUAAGGGACAUUUGAAGCAGAGGUCUGAAUAGUUGAAUGGGAAACAUUCUUUGACAAAUUCUAAUUGUUAUUACUCAAUUCUAUUGUUUGCAUAACACUAGUGUUUGCGUAACACCAGUGACGUAUGCAAAUAGUUAAUGAAUUCUAAAACGAUAAUUAGUUUUCGUUACAUGGAACAGUGGAUUGCAGGUAGUUUUGACUAUUACGCUGAUGGGAUAGCACCAACUUAUUGUGGGUACUAGAUUUGUUAAACAACAAAUUUAUAUUUUAACUAAAUUAAUGCAAUAGGCUACAAUUAUAACAUUAUCGGAAAAAGGCACAAUCUAAUGCGAAACAGUUAUUACCUAUGUCAUUGAUCCAGUAAUGAUACCAGGAUAAUAGUAAUAAUAGAAGUCUGGGUAGGAUAAUUUAGGAUAGGGACUGGCUGUCCAGAUAUAAACAGGUAAAGGAGAAAGCUAAAAAGGAAGGUUAGGGAAUAAAUGCUGAGGCGAAGAUUAGAAAGAGAACCACAGGAAAGCAGAUACAAUAUAAGGGAUUGUUACAUAGGGGAAUAUACAGUGGCAGCAAACAUAAAAAUAAUAAUAUAUGAGGUACACAUGUGGAAGGAAAGAGAACAGAUACAAAAAUUUUGAUACGGGACAAAUAGAGCAUGUCAAUAAAACUGGAGGGUAAUUGAAGAGUAGAGUAACGUGGAUAUUGAUAGGGGAAAAUAGGGUGUGGUCUGGUGACCCGAGGCUGAACAAACCACUGGGAAUAUACCUAAGCACAGGAACGCAAGAGUGGUUUUAUAAAUUUGAGGUAACUUACAGGAAAGUAAUGAGAAAGAAAAAGAAAGGGACUAAAUAAAAAUAAUAUAGCGUAUUAUAACAGGAGAGUAAGUGUGUUAUCUUGAUGGGAGAUGAGAUGAGGGAACAAAGGAGAAGAAGAAUAUUAAAAGAAACGCAAGGGAUAAAAUCUCAUUUUUGGAAAGAAGCAGAGUAUGAAGAUAUAUUGGGAAAAAUAAUACCAUUAACUGAGGAAUAUAAAAACUUUCAGCUGAGAGCAAUAACAGAAAUAACAAAUUUAGUGGAAGUAAGAGAAGAGUGGCCAUAUAUAGAUUGGACUGGAAUAAUAGGAAGAAAUUGGAGAGUACAGAAUAUUGGAGAAACUCUUGAAGAAAUAGCAGAUCAAAAGAAGUUGUAUUUUAUAAUAAUCCCAAUAGAUAAACAGGUUGAACCUUGGCUGGCAUUAGGGGAGGAGCAAGGUUUUGAAAGAGGGAAAGGGCAGACAUGGAAGACAAUAAGGAAACAAAUAGAAGUGUCUAUAGUAUUGAGAGAAGUUCAGUGGGUUAUUCCAAAACGAGCGGCAAUAAUAAGGGAACAAUUAGGUACAAGGAAAACAGUAAGGAAAAUAUUGUUGACUUUACACCCUAAUAUAGACACUGAACCAAACCAAAGAGCUCCUGCCUUACCAGUAGUGAAUGUGUACACACAACAAUCUCCUGGACAGUGGCAAAACAAAGGAAAUGGAAACAGACCAAAGAAUCCAUGGCACCGAUCACAACAGCAGACAUACCAAAAUGGUGGACCAGGAGGACCGUUAGGUGUCUGCUGGGGGUGUCAUCAAUCAGGACAUCUAAGAAGGAAUUGUCCUACCAACCCAUGGUUGCCUAAGCAACCACAGCAUGGUAAUUGGCAAAGAAAUGACACCAGCUCAGAUGCAUGGCGGCAGUCUCAGAUACAGGCUCCACAGGGCCCAGUGAACCCGUGGGGAGGACCAAAUCAGGGAUACUAGGGAUGCCCAGAGAAUCCUAGAGGGGAGGGUCAGCUAGUGGCAGUAACUAUGCAGGCUGAUGAAGAACCUAUGCUGCAGGUUCAGGGGAACAAUAGAGGCACACCAAUGAUGAUAGAUACUGGAGCAACUUACUCAUGUGUAAGUCCAAAUUAUGCCUCUCACCUCCCCAUGUCAGGCAAAUAUACAAAGACAGUAGGAUUUUUGGGACAAACGCAGCUAAUACCUAUGACAGUUCCAGUAAAACUAGAAGCAGGAGGAAAAGCUACCUGCAUACCUAUAUUAGUAUCAGAACAAACUCCAGUUAAUCUAUUAGGGAGAGAUGCACUGUGUAGAAUGGGCAUCCAAAUUAAAUGCACAUCAGAGGGACUAAUAACAUAUCAGGAAGGUGUACGUACACAGAUGAUGAUGGAUACAGACAAAACAACAAAUGUAUACUGGAUAGGGAAUAUAGAAUCACCAAUACAAGAGGUAUUAAAGAAGUGGGGAAAAUUCAUCAGGGCUCAAGUUCCAGAAAUGAGAGUACCAAAAUUAGGCUAUCAUUGUACACUGCAAUAGGAUCCAUAUCAAAAUAAUUUGCUAGAACAACAAUGUUUGAGGAAGGCUUGGGGUAAACCGGCCUCCAUUAGAUCACAAUAUUUUGUAAUAGGGAAACAACGGGCAGCAAUGGAAGCACGAGAUGCUCCAGGAUCUGAUAUCAUACAGUCCUGGUUUGAAAUACCAGGAACAGAACCUCACAUAACACUUUUAGUGGCUGAGGGAUAUCAGGCAAAAGACCUAGGACCAAUGAUGAAAAAGGCUAAAAAUACACAGUGGGUAGAAACAGAGAAUCCAUUCUGUUGACAAAAACCUAAUUAAAGUCCUAUGCUUUGCAGAACUGAUGGGGGAACCACAGGAAGUGGAAAUAACAGAGGAAAGACAGAUGCCAGUAGUUAAAGAAGAAACAAAACAGGAAAAGCUAACGAAACAAAUGGAAAGUAUGAUCACAGAAGACUUAUGGGCAAAAUAUGAUACAGAUGUGGGUUUAGUAAAUUCAGCUAAUCCAAUUUGCAUUAAAGUAAAGGUAGACACAAGACCCCCAUGGAAACAGCAAUACUCAAUGACACCGAAAGCAGAGGCAGGAAUUCAAGCUACAAUAGAGGGACUGAUAAAAGCAGUAGUACUGGUUAAAACCCAGAGUGACUGUAACAUGCCACUGUUACCAGUACUAAAGGCAGACAAACAGAAGUGGAGACCGGUUCAUGACCUGAGAGCAGUGAAUGAGGUAGUUCAAGACUAUAAAGCAGAGGUACCCAAUCCCCACACACUGUUAACAAACAUUCCACCAGAUGCAAAAUGGUUCUCAGUAAUAGACUUAUGUGGAGCAUGUUUUAGUGUACCUUUAGCAUAAGAAAGUAGACACUUGUUUAUAUUUACUUACAAAGGACAGCAAUUUAUAUAAACAAGGAAUUAGAUUGAAACAAACGAUUAAUAAUUUGAUGGAGUACAGUGGAAUUAUCUUCAUAUUUUGGUUGUAGUUAAAACGUUUGGAUGGCUGAUUAACAUGUACUAUAGUGAAUGUUAACGAAAUGUACACUUUAUUUUCCAGGAGAAUGGGAGUUUCAUUAUCUCUCUUUGGAAUGUUUCCUGAGUCUGUGAGCUAAGGAGAGCAGUUAGUAAAACUCAGCAAUCUUAUAAUUAGGCCGUAAGAGGGAGCUACCAAAUUAAAUAAGGCCAAGUCAUUUGUUUGUCUUUGCCCUACACCAGCACACACAACCCACCUAUUAUGAAUAUUUGGUAGUUGUGUAGGGUUUUUAUUUUAGGUUUAGUGGAUUUUUCACAGGUUAGAAAUAAUACUCUUUAAAGGGCACAUAAAUGACAUUUUUGGAAGUUUCUAUUGCCAGAGUUUUAAUUACACACGUCAAUUCUCCUGAUAAGAAAUGUACUGAAAAAACCCAAUGUAAACCUGGUACACAAAAUGUUUGAAAUGUUUGAAAUAUCGUUAAAUAAUAUCUAAGGUAAAGGGGAAGUAAAGGGAAAGAGACACUCACUUAAAUGGGGUUGAAUGACCUCUGACCUCUGUUCUGACUUUCUGGUGAGGCCUGAUCACCCUCACUAGAAAGCUAGAGACAUUGUUUGAGAUUUAUAUGUAGUAUGUAAACACUAAUAAUUAGGAAGAAGUUUAUAAUUUAGCAAUAGGCCUAUGUAUGAUUCAUACCAUGACAAGGACAAAGAAAGAGAACUAGCCCUGAAUGAGGGACACCUGUCGCUAAUCAAUUUUACUAUUCCUUGAAUUACCUAUGGGAUACAAUUAAGUUAAGGUGCUAUCAAGGGUUAUCAUUCUAAUUUGAUUUGUUAUUUUGAUUUAACAGACAGUGUUGUUGUUAUUUGGGGGGGGGGCUUACCUCUGGCACUAAUGAGUUAUCGCAUGCAAGCUAACAGAAUAGCGCAUCUAACACCGCAUGAAAUGCUAACGGGUCGACCCAUGCCAGUGCUUAGGGGACCAUAUGAGGGUCCGCCUCUAGAGCGAAUGGAAAGGGAAAUAGAAAGUAUAUCAGGCAACUAACUGUCAUAUACAGUGGGGAAAAUAAGUAUUUAGUCAGCCACCAAUUGUACAAGUUCUCCCACUUAAAAAGAUGAGAGAGGCCUGUAAUUUCCUUCAUAGGUACACGUCAACUAUGACAGACAAAAUGAGGAAAAAAAAUCCAGAAAAUCACAUUGUAGGAUUUUUUAUGAAUUUAUUUGCAAAUUAUGGUGGAAAAUAAGUAUUUGGUCAAUAACAAAAGUUUCUCAAUACUUUGUUAUAUACCCUUUGUUGGCAAUGACACAGGUCAAACGUUUUCUGUAAGUCUUCACAAGGUUUUCACACACUGUUGCUGGUAUUUUGGCCCAUUCCUCCAUGCAGAUCUCCUCUAGAGCAGUGAUGUUUUGGGGCUGUCGCUGGGCAACACGGACUUUCAACUCCCUCCAAAGAUUUUCUAUGGGGUUGAGAUCUGGUGACUGGCUAGGCCACUCCAGGACCUUGAAAUGCUUCUUACGAAGCCACUCCUUCAUUGCCCGGGUGGUGUGUUUGGGAUCAUUGUCAUGCUGAAAGACCCAGCCACGUUUCAUCUUCAAUGCCCUUGCUGAUGGAAGGAGGUUUUCACUCAAAAUCUCACGAUACAUGGCCCCAUUCAUUCUUUCCUUUACACGGAUCAGUCGUCCUGGUCCCUUUGCAGAAAAACAGCCCCAAAGCAUGAUGUUUCCACCCCCAUGCUUCACAGUAGGUAUGGUGUUCUUUGGAUGCAACUCAGCAUUCUUUGUCCUCCAAACACGACGAGUUGAGUUUUUACCAAAAAGUUAUAUUUUGGUUUCAUCUGACCAUAUGACAUUCUCCCAAUCCUCUUCUGGAUCAUCCAAAUGCACUCUAGCAAACUUCAGACGGGCCUGGACAUGUACUGGCUUAAGCAGGGGGACACGUCUGGCACUGCAGGAUUUGAGUCCCUGGCGGCGUAGUGUGUUACUGAUGGUAGGCUUUGUUACUUUGGUCCCAGCUCUCUGCAGGUCAUUCACUAGGUCCCCCCGUGUGGUUCUGGGAUUUUUGCUCACCGUUCUUGUGAUCAUUUUGACCCCACGGGGUGAGAUCUUGAUAUUUGAAGUGUGGGACCUAUUAAGUCCCAAAGGGGGGAUGUGUUGGGUAUUUUUUCAGUAGGGAUGGGUAUUUUUUCAGUAGACCAUACGGAGCCAUGGUACCGAGUGGUACCCAAGAUCAGACCAUAGGUUAAAAAUAGUAAAUCUUUCUAGACUAUAAAGAUUAAAAUAUAGCUAAUUAUAAAGACAGAGUGUGGUACAGAAUGGUACGGAGGAUGAGGCAAUAAGACUAAGUGAUGUGGAGUGUGGUACUGAGUGGUACACAAGGAGGGAGACUGCGCCAGAGUCAGGAGAUGGUCUUGAUUGAUUAUUAUACUGUUAUGUAUGAGGUAAUGCAUUAGGAAAGUCUUAAAUGUAUGUGGUUGAGAAUGGGUAUGGAUCUUCUAUGUUUAAACCAUAUAUAAGUAUCGAUUGAUAUGUUUUGGAAUAAACAGAGCAGAGCCAGGUGGUGGCUCUGUAAUUUUUUACAUGAGAAAGUUUGGUUUGGCCACCAUUGUAUCCAAACUAAAUAAAUAUAGGAGGAGAAGUCAGAUUUCGCCACUAUCAUAAAUUAAGAGAGUGGGCAGAGCGGUCAAAAGAUGAAAGUUUGGAGACAAUAGUGGAGAAACUGAACUGGGAGGGUUUUAAGCUAAAAGUAUGUAAAACGAGCAGGAAUGGACAUUGUAUAUAAACUGAGGGCCGAGUGUUGUGAGUUAGUUGCUCUGCAGACCAGCUAGGCUUUUGUUGCUCUAUGUAAUAAAGUCUAUCUUGAUUCUACAAAAACGAAGAACUUGGAUUUUUAAUAAGUAUAGUGAUAAUUUUCCACGACAACAUAUGACUAAGUCACCACUGUUUACUACCAAUCUGAUACAAAGAGAGCAAUGCUGUCUGAUAGUGGGGGGGGAUGAUCUUUCGUUCCCUUUCUUCUUGUCAUUUCCACAAUCUCUUACAACAGACUAAAUGAACCCUCUCCACAACAGACUUCCUGUCAGAUUGGGAGACAGUCAAAACUGUUUUGUGCCAAUGGGCUAGUGGUUCUGGGGAAAGACAACCUCACAACAUGGCAUUAAACAGCUCAAAGUGUUUUCUGUCUGAGCCUCUGGAGGAAUGCGCGCCGCCUAGUGGGCCACUUUUGGUAAACAGAACUGGCGCUGCGGGAUGAACCGAUGUGAAGGCUGUGUGAGUAACAAACACCCAACAAGGAGAAUAUACACACAUAGGCCCUGCAGAGGACAGUUGAAGGUGAAAUUAAAGCUAGUGUGACUGACUGGGUUUGGACCUGGGCCGUCUUUGUGCCACGAGACUGUUAGCCCACAGAGCUAAAGCCUUGGCAUUCGCUUGGGGAGCUAAUACAAGUCACGCAAACAUACACACAUACAGUGUAAACAGAAAUCAGCGUUACUCUAGACUUUACAACAAUUCAUGUCUGUACCAUGACACAUUUUCUGCAGUAAAAAUAUCAGUGGCCAAUACCUAAAUGUAAACAGUCUCUCACUCCACUCUUGUGUAAAUGUCAGUUUGCCGCUUACAGCACAUAACGUGGCACAGUGCAGCACAGGACUCCAGGCAAGGGCCACACUACACCACUACACCACCAGGCCACUUUGUGACCUUGAAUUCAACACACCUCCUCGCCACGAGAGAGCAAGAUGCCAGCUCUGUGUGUCACACACACAUCACCACACCACAGUCCAGUCAAACUGUCUCCACCUAUCACACUGCUCUCUUGAAGCUGCCCUGAGGGGUGAUUGGUGGAAGCAGACGUGGACUGUGUGCUUGAUGUACUGGUCAAUUCUUCAGUUGUAGCAUUUGCUAGUAAAGUUCAUAAGGCCGUUCAGUUUUAGAGGCACAAACCUUUUUAUAAUACUAUAUAAAAAGGAAAAAACUCAAGCCCACUGGUGAUCUACAAGAUGCUCUGUGUAAUUAAUGGAUCUUACAAACAACGUUUCCAUUUUAAUUAAAUUGUUUGUGAAGCAUUGGAGAUAUUAAUAAAACAAAUGCAUGGUCAGGCUUGCAUACAGCCAGGACCAUGGGGCUCUGCUGUUCUCAAACUGUGUGCUCAGCUGUGACCCUUCCCAGAAAGCCACAGGCUCUCCCCAAACGCCUCCCUAAUGCUGCAUGGCACAGUCAGCAGCUGACAGAGACCCCUUACAAUUACCUCAAAGGCACUCAAGUGUUUUUUCCAUAGACAAUUCUAAUGUAAUGUAAUAUACUGUACAUUAACAUCUCAAAGGUUGACCAGUGUGAGACCUGAUGAAGCGUUGUUUCGAUAAACAUUUACUGAGCAUAUCUUUUUAUAUCCAGCAUCCUGCUUAAAAACACUGGAUGUGCUUGUAUGUAAUCCUUUCAAACACAUAACACGUACAUCCGUCUGGCAUGUCACUCUGUAUAUCAUCACCAGAGGCAGACAUGUUUUGGCACCAGAGGCAGACAUGUUUUGGCACCAGAGGCAGACAUGUUUUGAACUGCCACUGCCCAGGGUUAACAUGGAACCUGCUACCAGCCAACAUCUCUGCUCCAUAGUAUUCAGCCUGCAAGUGAACUGUGUCUGUCCCUAUGCUGAAGAGACUGAGAAAUUAAUGUAUUUAAUUUCCAAGUCAUGUUCAAGCAACUGACAAUACACCACCACUUCAACACACCAAUAUAAUGUAGUUUACGAAAGUUCAAUAAGAAGGCUGAAUCGUCACUUUAUAUUAAUCUAGUAAACUCCUAUAAUUCACAGUGCUUCCUAUCUCACUCAUCAGCAUAGCUGGUAUUUAUAGGGUAGGGGUUAGAAUGAUACCUCAUCAGCAUAGCAGGUAUUUACACUGAGUGAACAAAACAUUAGGAACACCUGCUCUUUCCAUGACAUAGCCUGACCAGGUGAAUCCAGGGGGAAACUGUGAUUCCUUAUUGAUGUCACUUGUUAAAUUCAAUCAGUGUAGAUGAAGUGGAGCAGACAGGUUAAAGAAGAAUUUUUAAGCCUUGAGACAAUUGUGACAUGGAUUGUGUAUGUGUGCCAUUCAGAGGUUGAAUGGGCAAGACAAAAUAUUUAAGUGCCUUUGAACAGGGUAUGGUAGUAGGUGCCAGGCGCACCAGUUUGAGUGUGUCAAAAAACACUGCUGCAGGGUGUUUCACGCUCAACUGUUUCCUGUGUGUAUCAAGAAUGGUCCACCACCCAAAGGACAUCCAGCCAACUUGACACAACUGUGGGAAGCAUUGGAGUCAACAUGGGCCAGCAUCCCCGUGGAACGCUUUCGACACCUUGUAGAGUCCAUGCCCUGACUAAUUGAGGCUGUUCUGAGGGCAAAAAGGGGUGCAACUCAAUAUUAGGAAGAUAUUUAUAUGGUAGUAUCAUAUUGUUACCUCGUCAGACUAGCGUCACGUCUCUCCCCCUCCUUUACUAUUAGCAAGCAUGCAGAAUGUCAUUCACCUAUUAACUUCAGCCUAUGAGCAAGGCACACUAAGGCAAUUCCACCACACUUGCUGAUUAACCUAUGGGAUCACUCAUGCAAUAAUCACUUUCCUUUCUUUCAAAAUGGGCAUGAAUCUAGGGGAGUAUUUAUAUGUCAACUCAAAACUUGUGUCUCCCACUUGCUGUUUUGCAGCAACAGUCUUCCAAUGACCUUCCACCUCCCCACCACUACCAACUGAAGGCCUGUCAUCGGAUCCCUGUUCUCUCAGCAUUCCUCGGAGACGAGGCCUACCCAAAACUAUUCAAUAAAAUUCCAUAUUGUAUUCUGUCUCUGUUGUCAUUCAGUUAAGCCUGUACUUGAUUGAACUGCCAUUAUACAUGUGUACAGAGACACAUGAGGAGAGGGUGAGGGAAUGAGCUCCGUUACUGUUGAGUACCAAGACUAUAAGACAUUGUAGCUGCCAUUGGGACAUGGUGGAGAGCACAGAGCAAUCUGUGAGCUGUGGCUGCCACAUAAAACAAGACAAAGGGAAAGACAUUUCAAAUCAAGCCUCCUCAAACACUCUUCUCUGUUCGGCUCUCGAUAGCUUUAGAACUUUGCUUGAGAAAAGGGGAUUUGCAAUUGUACCCUUUAAUCCUGUUCCUCCCCCUCACAUAGGAGGAUAAGAUUAUGAGCUUGACGGUUGAGAAGCUCAGUUUCGUCAAGCAUAAAGCAUUUUUUAUACCUUCAUGAUAGAAGAGCUUUCAAGGUUAAUGUGAGAUGAGGGGUAAUUGAUAUUAGAUACAAUACUAUUAUGAAUGUAUUUAUGCACUGGAUGUUCUUUUCUACCUUGAAAAAUAAACAAAAGCUGUAGUUUAUCCCUGUCUAAUCUGGUUUCAGGUCAUCUCUUUUUGCCCUAAACCAUCUUCAGGUAUCAGGUAUAUCCUUCGUAAAGUUUGAAGGACAAUUUUGUGUAUGUCCUGGUACAUAUUUUCUUUGUUCUGGGUCAGUAUUUGCCUUCACUUCAUGCCUGUGUGUUUUUUUUACUCUAAUUGUGCUACAGCAACAGCAUGUCAUUGUUUGGAGCUCUCUUUGUGUCAGCUCUUGUCAGAGUUGUACUCCAGUCCUCUUUAGGCGAGGUAUUACAUUAUUCUACUCUGCUCCAGUCUCCCACCCAGCAUGGAUGUCUGUAGUAGUUGUUAACAUUGGAGAUAACUCUGAGGAAGGUCGAUUGAAAGGAAUGUAAAUAAAACCCGCCUGAAUCAUGUCUGCCUCUCGUCACGUCAGAACUAUAUCAUACUGGGAGCAUCUACAUUUACAUCUAGACAGGACAGACAAGAAAGAGACACAUGGAAAAGGAGACAGUUUUGAAAGAGAGAGCGAGCGAGAGAAAAAUAGAGAGUUUGUGUGUAAGAGAUAGAGAGUGAGCGAGCGAGAGAAAAAGAGAGAAAGAGAGAGACAGUUUGUGUGUGAGAGAGAGAGAGAAUGCCUCUAUUCCUUUGAAACUUUUGUGAUUGUAAUGUUUACUGUUCAUGUUUUAUUGUCUAUUUCACUUUUGUUUAUUAUCUAUUACACUUGCUUUGGCAAUGUUUCCCAUGCCAAUAAAGCCUUUUGAAUUGAACUGAAUUGAAUUGAGAGAGAGAGAGAGAGAGAGAGAGAGAGAGAGAGAGAGAGAGAGAGAGAGAGAGAGAGAGAGAGAGAGAGAGAGAGAGAGAGAGAGAGAGAGAGAGAGAAAUAAGAGAGAGCGCAUUGGAAAUGUCAUGCCUCUAGCUAAAUGACUGGUAUAAUGUCUCUGGUUUGAGACCCAUGGUUGGCUGUCUGCUGUGGAAAUAUGAUAUGUCUCUGUUGUUCUGUCUGGCAAUAACAAAGUCGUGGUCAGAUGACUGACUCUAUUGAUCUGUUAUUGGUUUCCUGAUUUGGUUGCUCCAGUCUGAGCCCUAUGUUAACAUAAAUGUAGUCAUGUCAUUGUAGAGUUAUCUGAUUAUAGACAGUCAGUGUCAUAUGAUUGUUGUUCUGUCCAGUUUGACCCACUUACAGAGUGUGUGUGACUCCGACUAUAGGUGUGUCACAUUAUUAUGGCUUGGUCCAUUGUAGGCCCGGGAGCCUGUAUUAUGAUUCUGACCCAGUUUCAGGCUUCUGCUGUGGCUAGAAUGAGAUGCAGAGCCUGACUCAGAGACAUGUGGGAUAAUAAUCGCACCCUCAGGUCAGAAAAUGUUACUGUAGGUUUUUACAGUGGGAUCAUCAUUUGAGUAAGUAUGAACUAUUCUAUGCAUUGAAAUGAAUGGCUCCCUUUUAGUCACUAACUGUAAGUGGCUCUGGAUAAGACCGUCUGCUAAAUGACUCAAAUGGAAAUGGAAAAUGUAGUCCACUUGAAAAUAUCACUUUCUUAUUGAAUCAACUGAGGCAACAACUUUGAUAUGUUCAGACUUCGGGUUGUGUCAUUCAUAGUUAUGUAUUUCAACAGCUGCUCCCCCAAUCACCCGGGCACAUUCCCCCCUCUCAUCACUGCAUCCUGCUGUCUUUAGAGGUAGCAGCAGGGUUUCUGCUGUGACAUUCAUGUUAAUCACACACACACACACCGCCUAUAGGGGGAGACGUGGACAUUGUGCUGUGACAUUCAUGGACCCAUCGCUCAGGGUCCUACAGACACCAGCUUUAUGUAACAAAGAGAGUGCAGCCAAUGCAGUAUUUUAAAGAAGUGUUUGACAUUUAGAAAAGAGAGCGACCCUACCACUCCAUUUUACAGAUAUACAGUGAGUGUACAAAACAUUAGGAACAUGUGGUAAUAUACUAUGGUGAUCUGUAUGUCAGGGACAGCACUUUUGACAGAGAAUAACAGUUGACUGCACCUUUAACUCUACUCUCCUAUUACUAAGGAUGCCCAACCUCUAUUGUCUUAAAGCCUUGUAAUUUGGAUCAUCUACAUGUGUUAAACCUGUUGGGGAAAUAUUUUGACCACUCUCAGACAAUACUGUAGAUGUGUUUGAACAUUGCAUAGAGAAGACAUACACUGAGUGUUCAAAACAUUAAGAACACCUGCUCUUUCCAUGACAUAGACUGACCAGGUGAAUCUAGGUGAAAGCUAUGAUCCCUUAUUGAUGUCACUUGUUAAAUCCACUUCAAUCAGUGUAGAUGAAGGGGAGGAGACAGGUUAAAGAAGGAUUUUUAAGCCUUGAGACAAUUGAGACAUGGAUUGUGUAUGUGUGGCAUUCAGAGGGUGAAUGGGCAAGACAAAAUAUUUAAGUGCCUUUGAACGGGGUAUGGUAGAAGGUGUCAGGCGCACCGGUUUGAGUGUGUCAAGAACUGCAACGCUGCUGGGUUUUUCACGCUCAACUGUUUCCUGUGUGUGUCAAGAAUGGUCCACAACCCAAAGGACAUCCAGCCAACCUGACACAGCUGUGGGAAGCAUUGGCGUCAACAUGGGCCAGCAUCCGUGUGGAACACUUUCGACACCUUGUAGAGUCCAUGCCCCGACGAAUUGUGACUGUUCUGAGGGCAAAAGGAGGUGCAACUCAAUAUAACAAAGGUGUUCCUAAUGUUUUGUACAUUCAGUGUAGUCUAUUUCUAUAAAUAUUUCACCCAAUCCUACAUCAAUCCCUUUCCCUGGAUCUCCACAAGUGUCUUUCAGGUAGGGGCUAGGUUGACAGCGAUUUCAAACAGAGAUAGAUUUCACUCUUGCACAAAACAUACAUUGAGAAAAUAAUUUUGAAUGAUGGUUUAUAAACAUAGCUAAUGGCAAUCAACCAAUCAUUAUUCGCCACGGUAAAAUACCUACUCUUAUUUUUUCAACGACAUCAGAACAGAAAAUAUGAUAAUAUAUCCAUACACAGAUAAACAGAAAUUACAUUUGUACGAUUUUCUAAGUGCAUCUUUAAUCAAAUCUAGCGACUCACUGUCAUCUCUCUCUCUCAUAUAAUAUUAUUACCAUUACCUGCAAUGCCAUCUACCUUCUUCGGAACUACAGUAGAAAUAACUAAAAAUCAAAUCAAAGUAAAGAAAUCUCUCUGUCUCAGUAGAAGAAGAAGUUGAGCCUUUCCUCACAGUCUCUGUUCUCCCAGCCUCUUCCCUCCCGUGACAGGGCCCCACAGUGGAGGUUGCAGGCCUCUCCCUGGAACCAGGCCUCGUAUUCCAGGGGGUCACCAUUCAAUCAAAUCAAAUGUUAUUGGUCGCAUACACAUAUUUAGCAGAUGUUGCUGCGGGUGUAGCGAAAUGCUUGUGUUCCUAGCUCCAACAGUGCAGCAAUACUGUUAAACAGCCAUCACUAGGACAGAGAGGCUGCUGCCUACAUACAGAAUUGAAAAUCACUGGCCACUUUAAUAAAUGGAACACUAGUCACUUUAAUAAUGCCACUUUAAUAAUGUUUACAUAUCUUGCAUUACCCAUCUCAUAUGUAUAUUCUGUAUUCUAUACUAUCUAUUGCAUCUAAGCCUAUGCCGCUCUGAUAAUGACAUUGCUCAUCCAUAUAUUUAUAUAUAAUUAUUCCAUUCCUUUAUUUAGAUUGUGUGUAUUAGGUUUUUGUUGUGGAACUGUUAGAUAUUACUUGCUAGAUAUUGCUGCACUGUCAGAACUAGAAGUACAAGCAUUUCGCUACACUCGCAAUAACAUCUGCUAACCAUGUGUAUGUGACCAAUACGUUUGAUUUGAUUUGAUUUGAAUAUCUAACAAUACACAACAAUACACACAAAUCUAAAUGUAAAAUAAUGGAAUAAAAAAAUACAGAAAUAUUAGGACGAGCAAUGUCGGAGUCCAUUCACCCACAGCCAGCUAGGUACCGCAGACCCGUAUACAAGUGGUCCUUCUGGGCCUCCUGGCUGUCCUCACAGGCCAGAUCCAGCUUAGUCUCAGAGAGCAGGCUGACCAGGUCAGUACCGUUCUCCUUUCAGUACUCCAGAGCCUCCUCCCACAUCUUAUUCUCCUUCACCAGACUGAACUAGGUUUUCCUCUAAGAUUUUGUCUGCGCUUACAUGCAGCUCUAUUUAGUUUAUUUUUUAUCAACAACAAAAACACUCCCUAGUCCUUGCCAAUGACAAGCAUACCCAUAACAUGAUGCAGCCACCACUAUGCUUAAAAAUAUGAAAAGUGGUACUCAGUGAUGUGUUGGAUUUGCCCCAAACAUAACGCUUUGUAUUCAAGACAAAAAGUUAAUUUCUUUGCCACAUUUUUUGCAGUAUUACUUUAGUGCCUUGUUGCAAACAGCAUGCUUGUUUUGGAAUCUGUUUUAUUCUGUACAGGCUUCCUUAUUUUCACUGUAAUUUAGAUUAGUAUUGUGGAGUAACGACAAUGUUGCUGAUCCAUCCUCAGUUUUCUCAUAUCACAGUCAUUAAACUCUGUGACUGUUUAAAAUCACCAAUGGCCUCAUGGUGAAAUCCCUGAGCGGUUUCCUUCCUCUCUGGUAACUGAGUUAGGAAGGACCCCUGUAUAUUUGUAGUGACUGAGUGGAAGUAUUCAUACACCAUCCAAAGUGUAAUUAAUAACUUCACCAUGCUCAAAGGAUAUUCAAUGUCUACUACUAGGUGCCCUUAUUUGCGAGGCAUUGGAAAACCUUCCUUGUCUUUGUGGUUCAAUCUGUGCUUGAAAUUCACUGCUUGACUGAGGGACCUUACAGAUACUUGUAUGUGUGGGGUACAGAGAUGGGGUAGUCAUUAAAAAAUCAUGUUUAGCUCUUAAGGAUCGGACCGACCCUUUUUUUCAAUUUACGCCUAAAAUGACAUACCCAAAUCUAACUCCCUGUAGCUCAGGACCUGAGGCAAGGAUAUACAUAUUCUUGAUACCAUUUGAAAGGAAACACGUUGAAGUUUGUGGAAAUGUGAAAUGAAUGUAGGAGAAUAUAACACAUUAGAUCUGGUAAAAGAUAAUACAAAAAAAACAUGUGUUUUCUAUUUAUUUUUUUGAUCCAUCAUCUUUGAAAUGCAAGAGAAAGGCCACAAUAUAAUAUUGCAGUUUAGGCGCAAUUUUGAUUUUGGCCAAUAGAUGGCAGCAGUGUGUGUGCAAAGUUUCAGAUUGAUCCAGUGAAGCGUUGCAAUACUGGACUAUAAAAGUCUGCCCAAAUGUACCGAAUUGGUCAAUUGAUACAUUUUCAAGUACAUAACUAUAGAGAACAUACAAAAAUUAUAUGGUAAUACAAAAUGUAAAUUUACACACUCCCAAGAAUGUCAUACAUGAUGGUUAAUUAGCUUAUACACUAACUUUCACACAUCUAGAUGGCCGGGCGGGGUGGGUGUUGGCCAGAGACAGCAGGGGUUCAAACUGUAGAACCAAGUUCCUACAUUUGAAUAUAAAAAUGGAUUUUAUCAAACAAAACUAUGCUACAUUUUAUCUCUGGGACACUCAGGAUGACAAAUCAGAGCAAGAUUACUGAAUGUAAGUACAUUAUUUACCUUCAGAGGUGAAUGUAUCCAACCAGUUGCCGUGAUAAGUUGUUGUUGUUGUUGUGCACUCUCCUCAAACAAUAGCAUGGUAUUUUUUCACUGUAAUAGCUACUGUAAAUUGGACAGUGCAGUUAGAUUAACAAUAAUUUAAGCUUUCUGUCCAUAUAAGACAUGUCUAUGUCAUGGAAAGUUUGCUGUUAUUUACAACAGUCAUGCUAAUCACAUUAGCGCACGUUAGCUCAACCGUCCCGUAUAUGGGACACUGAUCCCACAGAGGUUAAACACUUUUAUUGCACACAUAAUCCAUGCAAAUUUAUGUGACUUAAGCAACAUUUUACUCCUGAACUUAUUUGAGCUUGCCAUAACAAAGGGGUUGAAUACUUAUUGACUCAAGACAUCUCAUGUUUUAAUUUUUUUAUCAUUUGUUAAAAUUUCUAAAAACAUAAUUCCACUUUGACAUUAUGGGGUACUGUGUGUACAUCAGUGACACAAAAUCUCAUGCACCAAAGACCACCUUACAGAAAGCUGUGAUGAGGAGCAGCUUAAAGGUAGUAUUCUCCAUGAUGGCUUAGCGAAUGGUACUGAGUCUCUGUGACAGUCUUCUCUUAUAGUCUACCUGAAGCAUCUUACCUACAGCAUAGUGAGACAUUGACCAAUCAUAGUGCUUUCUGUACCAGUAGGGAAAUACACAGGGAGGACAUACAUGCACAAACACCCUACAAUCAAACUCACACUCAAAUUAUGGCUCACACACCUUAAGAAAUGUACUUUGAAAUGCCCCUUUAAGACAAACAAGUAAUCAUUAUUGGGGGUAUUGUCCUGCAUUGGGUGCCGUCUUUCGGAUGGGACAUUAAAUGGGUGUCCUGACUCUCUGUGGUCAUUAAAAAUCCCAUGGCACAUAACGUUAAAGUAUGGGUGUUAAGCCCAGUGUGCCAUCUAAAAUUCCCAACCUGGCCCCUUUUCCACCAUGGCAGUCUAAUCAUCGCCCUAAUUCCCAAUUGGCAAAUAUCACUCCUUAUCUCACUAACCAUUAUAGCUGAUGUGUGGUGAGCGUUCUGGCACAAAAUGGUUGCCGUUCAUCACCCUAGGGUGCGUGCGUGUGUUGGGGUGUCAGACUGGUAACAUGCCACUCUGCUGAGUGUUGUGGGCUCUGUGCGCGACAUUUAGAAAAUAAAGAAUCCCUACCUAUGUAUUUUAAUCUACUAUAAAUAUGUGGCACAAUCCUGAAUCAACCCCUUGCCCCUGGAUCACAAGUGCCUGGAGGUACGGACUAGGUAGACAAUAGAUUUUACUCCUGCACAAAAUAUAAUUGUUUAUAAAGAGAAUGGCAAUCAACCAAACAGUAUUUGCCAUGGUACAAGGCCUAUACAUUUUUUUCAACAACAUCAGAAGACAAAAUAAGAUAACAUACAAUAUAUAUACCCAAGUGUGGACACCCCUUACAAUUGGUGUAGAACGGCCUUACUGAAGAGCUCAGUGACGUUCAACGUGGCACUCACUACCAAGUUCCAAGUUGCCUCUGGAAGCAACUUCAGCACAAGAACUGUUCGUCGGGAGUGUCAUUAAAUGGGUUUCCAUGGUCGAGCAGCCGCACACAAGCCUAAGAUCACCAUGCACAGUGUCGGUUGGAGUGCUGUAAAGCUUGCCGCCAUUGGACUCUGGAGCAGUGGAAACGCGUUCUCUGGAGUGACACAUCCCGCUUCACCAUCUGGCAGUCUGACGGACGAAUCUGGGUUUGGCAGAUUCCAGGAGAAUGCUACCUGCACGAAUGCAUAGUGCCAACUGUAAAGUUUGGUGGAGGAGGAAUAAUGGUCUGGGGCUGUUUUUCAAGGUUAGGGCUAAGCCCCUUAGUUCCAGUGAAGAUAAAUCUUAACGCUACAGCAUACAAUGACAUUCUAGACAAUUCUGUGCUUCCAACUUUGUCCGACGAGCAGGUGUCCACAUACACAACAUGACCAAAAGUAUCUAUAGACUACAGAAAACAAAAAUCACUUUUAUAUGAUUUUCUAAGUGCAUCUUGAAACUCUGAAAUGUCAACCUCAACAAAACGGUCAUCUCAGCACUUUUUUUUUUGUAAACAGCUGAGGUAUGAGGCUGGAAAAUGUUUACCACUCUCAAAUUCAUAGACAGAGCUAUGGAUGCAAGGACUGACCAUCCAUGAGAUGGUGAAAGUUUUAAUCAUGAUAUUAAAAACUAAAUGAUUGAGAAAACUCUACUUUAAUCAUGUUUUGAAGUUAGACAGUGUUUGUUUGCGAUUACAAUGGAGUAGAAGUACAAGCUUGUAUGUAGGGUUCUGAUGGGGACAGUUGAACUAAAUUCAUGAGGCAAUUCUAAGUUAUAUUCUUCAAGAAUCAAUAAUUCAUUUAAAAGUCCAAAGAAGGAUGUACCAUUUCCAGAUUGCCCCUUUAAUCCGAUCUAACGACUCACUGUCCUUUCUCUCAUAAACCUAUUCUAUACUCUUCUAAUCUUUGUGUUUUUUUAAAUGAUCAAAUAAGCAAAUCAAAGUAAAAUAUCUCAAAUCUCUCAGGCGCAGUAGCAGAUGAAGUUAAAAUCAAAUCAAUUUUUAUUUGUCACAUGCGCCGACAACAGGUGUAGACCUUACAGUGAAAUGCUUACUUACAAGCCCUUAACCAACAAUGCAGUUCAAUAAAUAGUUAAGAAAAUAUUUACUAAAUAAACUAAAGUUAAAAAAUAAAUAAAAAGUAGCAAUAAAAUUACGCGGUUAUAUACAGGGGGUACCGGUACCGAGUCAAUUUGCGGGGGUACAGCUUAGUCGAGGAAAUUUGUACAUGUAGGUAGGGGUAAAGUGACUACGCAUAGAUAAUAAACAGCGAGUAGCAGCAGUGUAAAAACAAAGGGGGUGUCAAUGUAAAUAGUACAGGUGGCCAUUUGAUUAAUUGUUCAGCAGUCUUAUGGCUUGGGGGUAGAAGCUGUUAUGGAGCCUUUUGGACCUAGACUUGGCGCUCCGGUACCGCUUGCCGUGCAGUAGCAGAGAGAACAGUCUAUGACUUAGGUGAUCUUUGACAAUGUUUUGGGCCUUCCUCUGACACCGCCUAGUAUAUAGGUCCUGGAUGGCAGGAAGCUUGGCCCUAGUGAUGUAUUGGGCAGUACGCAUUACCCUCUGUAGCGCCUUACAGUCUGAUACCGAGCAGUUGCCAUACCAGGCGGUGAUGCAACCGGUCAGGAUGCUCUCGAUGGUGCAGUUGUAGAACUUUUUGAGAAUCUGGGGACCCAUGCCAAAUCUUUUCAGUCUCCGGAGGGGGAAAAGGUGUUGUCGUGCCCUCUUGGUGUUUGGACCAUGAAAGUUUGUUGGUGAUGUGGACACCAAGGAACUUGAAACUCUAGACCUGCUCCGCUACAGCCCUGUCGAUGUGAAUGGAGGCAUGUUCGGCCCACCUUUUCCUGUAGUCCACGAUCAUCUCCUUUGUCUUGCUCACGUUGAGGGAGAGGUUGUUGUCCUGGCACCACACUGCCAGGUCUCUGAACUCCUCCCUACAGUCUGUCUCAUCGUUGUCCGUGAUCAGGCCUACCACUGUUGUGUCGUCAGUAAACUUAAUGAUGGUGUUGGAGUCGUGCUUGGCCGCGCAUUCGUGGGUGAACAGGGAGUACAGGAGGGGACUAAGCACGCACCCCUGAGGGGCCCCCGUCUUGAGGAUCAGCGUGGUAGAUGUGUUGUUGCCUACCCUUACCACCUGGGGGCGGCCCGUCAGGAAGUCCAGGAUCCAGUUGCAGAGGGAGGUGUUUAGUUCCAGGGUCCUUAGUUUAGUGAUGAGCUUUGAGGGCACUAUGGUGUUGAACGCUGUGAUGUAGUCAAUAAACAGGAUUCUCACAUACAGUGCAUUCAGAAAGUAUUCAGACCCCACAUUUUGUUACAUUACAGCCUUAUUCUAAAAUGUAUUAAAUAAAUACAAAUCCUCAUCAAUCUACACACAAUACCCCAUAAUGACAAAGCAAAAACAGGUUGUAAUAUAUUUGUGGAAAUGUAUUAAAAAUUAAAAACAAAAAUACAUUAUUUACAUAAGUAUUCAGACCCUUCGCUAUGAGACUCGAAAUUGAGCUCAGGUGCAUCCUGUUUCCAUUGAUCAUCCUUGAGAUGUUUCUAUAACUUGAUUGGAGUCCACCUGUGGUAAAUUCAAUUGAUUGGACAUGAUUUGGAAAGGCACACACCUGUCUAUAUAAGGUCUCACAGUUGACAGUGCAUGUCAGAGCAAAAAUCAAGCCAUGAGGUCGAAAUAAUUGUCCGUAGAGCUCCGAGACAGGAUUGUGUCGAGGCACAGAUCUGGGGAGGGUACCAAAAAAUGUCUGCAGCAUUGAAGGUCCCCAAGAACACAGUGGCCGCCAUCAUUCUUAAAUGGAAGAAGUUUGGAACCACCAAGAUUCUUCCUAGAGCUGGCCGCCCGGCCAAACUGAGAAAUCUGGGGAGAUGUAACCAAGAACACGAGUUCCUCUGUGGAGAUGGGAGAACCUUCCAGAAGGACAACCAUCUCUGCAGCACACCACCAAUCAGGCCUUUAUGGUUGAGUGGCCGGAUGGAAGCCACUGACAUGAGUGUUACUGGGCGGUAGUAAUUUAGGCAGGUUACCUUCGCUUUCUUGGGCACAGAGACUAUGGUGAUCUGCUUGAAACAUGUAUUACAGACUCGGUCAAGGAGAGGUUGAAAAUGUCAGUGAAGACACUUGCCAGUUGGUCCACACAUGCUCGGAGUACACGAUCUGGUAAUCAGUCUGGCCCUGCGGCCUUGUGAAGGUUGACCUGUGUAAAGGUCUUGCUCACAUCGGCUAUGGAGAGGGUGAUCACACAGUCGCCCAGAACAGCUGGUGCUCUCAUGCAUGCUUCAUUGUUGCUUGCCUCGAAGCGAGCAUAAAAAGGCAUUUAGUAGUCCGUAAUAGUUUGCAAGCCCUGCCACAUCCGACGAGCAUCAGAGCCGGUGUAGUUGGAUUCAAUCUUAGUCCUGUCUUGACCCUUUGCCUGUUUGAUGGUUCGUCUGUGGGCAGAGCAAGAUUUCUUAUAUGUGUGCGGAUUAGUGUCCCGCUCCUUGAAAGCGGCAGCUCUACCCUUUAGCUAGGUGCGGAUGUGGUGGUAAAUAGACGGCUACAAAAAAUAUAGAUAUAGAUGAACUCUUAAUUUUAUUGUCCCGUUGGUUGGAUAGUCUCGAACGGAGAUCAUCCAUUUUAUUCUCCAGUGAUUGCAUGUUGGCCAAUAGAACGGAUGGUAGAGGUGGGUUACCCACUCACUGACUAAUUCUCACAAGGCACCCCAAUCUCCGCCCCCUGUAUUUCCGUCUUUUCUUCACGUGAAUGACGAGGAUUUGGGCCUGGUCUCGGAGAAGCAGUAUAUACUUUGCGUCGGAUUCAUUAAAUAAAAUAUCUUCGUCCAGUUCGAGGUGAGUAAUCGCUGUUCUGAUAUCCAGAAUACAGUGGGGGAAAAAAGUAUUUAGUCAGCCACCAAUUGUGCAAGUUCUCCCACUUAAAAAGAAGAGAGAGGCCUGUAAUUUUCAUCAUAGGUACACGUCAACUAUGACAGACAAAAUGAGGAAAAAAAAUCCAGAAAAUCACAUUGUAGGAUUUUUAAUGAAUUUAUUUGCAAAUUAUGGUGGAAAAUAAGUAUUUGGUCAAUAACAAAAGUUUCUCAAUACUUUGUUAUAUACCCUUUGUUGGUAAUGACACAGGUCAAACGUUUUCUUCACAAGGUUUUCACACACUGUUGCUGGUAUUUUGGCCCAUUCCUCCAUGCAGAUCUCUUCUAGAGCAGUGAUGUUUUGGGGCUGUCGCUGGGCAACACGGACUUUCAACUCCCUCCAAAGAUUUUCUAUGGGGUUGAGAUCUGGAGACUGGCUAGGCCACUACAGGACCUUGAAAUGCUUCUUACGAAGCCACUCCUUCGUUGCCCGGGCGGUGUGUUUGGGAUCAUUGUCAUGCUGAAAGACCCAGCCACGUUUCAUCUUCAAUGCCCUUGCAGAUGGAAGGAGGUUUUCACUCAAAAUCUCACGAUACAUGGCCCCAUUCAUUCUUUCCUUUACACGGAUCAGUCGUCCUGGUCCCUUUGCAGAAAAACAGCCCCAAAGCAUGAUGUUUCCACCCCCAUGCUUCACAGUAGGUAUGGUGUUCUUUGGAUGCAACUCAGCAUUCUUUGUCCUCCAAACACGACGAGUUGAGUUUUUACCAAAAAGUUAUAUUUUGGUUUCAUCUGACCAUAUGAUAUUCUCCCAAUCCUCUUCUGGAUCAUCCAAAUGCACUCUAGCAAACUUCAGACGGGCCUGGACAUGUACUGGCUUAAGCAGGGGGACACGUCUGGCACUGCAGGAUUUGAGUCCCUGGCGGCGUAGUGUGUUACUGAUGGUAGGCUUUGUUACUUUGGUCCCAGCUCUCUGCAGGUCAUUCACUAGGUCCCCCCGUGUGGUUCUGGGAUUUUUGCUCACCGUUCUUGUGAUCAUUUUGACCCCACGGGGUGAGAUCUUGCGUGGAGCCCCAGAUCGAGGGAGAUUAUCAGUGGUCUUGUAUGUCUUCCAUUUCCUAAUAAUUGCUCCCACAGUUGAUUUCUUCAAACCAAGCUGCUUACCUAUUGCAGAUUCAGUCUUCCCAGCCUGGUGCAGGUCUACAAUUUUGAUUCUGGUGUCCUUUGACAGCUCUUUGGUCUUGGCCAUAGUGGAGUUUGGAGUGUGACUGUUUGAGGUUGUGGACAGGUGUCUUUUAUACUGAUAACAAGUUCAAACAGGUGCCAUUAAUACAGGUAACGAGUGGAGGACAGAGGAGCCUCUUAAAGAAGUUGUUACAGGUCUGUGAGAGCCAGAAAUCUUGCUUGUUUGUAGGUGACCAAAUACUUAUUUUCCACCAUAAUUUGCAAAUAAAUUCAUUAAAAAUCCUACAAUGUGAUUUUCAGGAUUUUUUUUCUCAUUUUGUCUUUCAUAGUUGACGUGUACCUAUGAUGAAAAUUACAGGCCUCUCUCAUCUUUUUAAGUGGGAGAACUUGCACAAUUGGUGGCUGACUAAAUACUUUUUUUCUCCACUGUAUAUUUUCGGUCAUAAGAGACGGUAGCAGCAACAUUAUGUACAAAUUAAGUUACAAACAAUGCGACAAAACACAUAAAAUAGCACAGUUGGUUAGGAACCUGUAAAACGGCAGUCAUCCCCUCCGGCGCCAUUAUCCAGUUGUUAAGCCUGUCUGUCUGUCAAUCUCAGCAGCAGAUGAAGUUGAGCCUGUCUGCCUCGCAGUCUCAGUAGCAGAUGAAGUUCAGCCUUUCCUCACAGUCCCAGUUCUCCCAGCGUCCUCCCUUCCGUCACAGGGCCCCACAGAGGAGGUUCCAGGCCGAACUCUGGCACCUCUUGAACAAGGCAUUGUACUCCAGGGGGGUCACCAUUCACCCAGGUAAGGCAGGCCCGUCCACACGUGGUCUGGGCCACCUGGCUCUCUUCCAAGGCCAGAUCCAGCUUAGCCUCAAAUGCCACACUGACCAGGUCAGUACCGUUCUCCCUACAGUACUCCAGAGCCUCUUCCCACGUAUGAAUUUCCUUCACCAGCAGAAAUGUAUUUUCAGGGCCUCCCGAGAGGCACAGCGGUCUAAGGCACUGCAUCGCAGUGCUUGAGGCGUCAUUACAGACCCGGGUUCGAUCCCAGGCUGUGUCACAGCCGGCCGUGACUGGGAGAUCCAUGAGGCGACGCACAAUUGGCCCAGCGUCAUUCGGGUUAGGGGAGGGCUUGACCAGCCGGGAUAUCCUUGUCCCAUUGAGCUCUAGUGACUCCUUGUGGUGGGCCAGGCGCCUGCAAGCUGACUUCAGUCGUCAGCUGGACGGUGUUUCCUCCGACACAUUGGUGCGGCUGGCUUCCGAGUUCAGCGAACAGUGUGUCAAGAAGCAGUGCGGCUUGGCAGGGUUGUGUUUCAGAGGACGCAUGGCUCUCGACCUUGGCCUCUCCCGAGUCCAUAGGGGAGUUGCAGCGAUGAGACAAUAGUCACCAUGCCAACCAUUUUGGUUAUGUAAACCACAGGAUUCCCUGUGGACGGUUGCUUGGUUGUAACUUGGACCAGAGUAGAAAGGAUUCUGAUUCACUUCCAACCUGUUAACUAAUUGUCCUCUCUGUAGAGACCAAUCCAAGCAUGGUCUCUAUAGUCUUCCCUCCUCCCUCUGGCUGGUGAUAAAGGACAGGUCAGUGUGGUGAAGUUUGCAGUACUCUAAAGCUUCCGGACAGAUUUUCAUGAGAGAAACAUAAAUGUGCCUCCCAAAUGCUCCAACGACCACCUUACAGAAAGCUAUGAUGAGGAGCAGCUUAAAAGUAGUGUUCUCCAUGAUGGCUUAGCGAAUGGUAUUGAGUCGCCGCGACUUUUAUAGUGUUAUUUUAAAGUCUAUCUGAAACAUCUAAUCUACAGCAUAGGGAGGUGUUGACAAAUCAGGGAUUUCUGUACCAGUAAGGAAAUACACUUUGCAUGCAAAUUCACAAUCAAAUGAAGGUUUACACACCUUAUGUACCUUAAGAUGUUCCCGUUCAGACUGGGAAUCUUAGGAACAAGCUGCUGCAGUAGUGAGGAAAACUCCUCAUUAGGAACACAACUCAUCAUCAUCAUCAUCGUUGUUAUGUGGUCACCUCUGAUUGUCAUGGUACUGUAUAUUCAUGUCAUUGACAUGCACUACAUGACCAAAAGUAUGUGGACACCUGCUCGUCGAACGUCUCAUUCUAAAAUUAUGGGCAUUAAUAUGGAGUUGGUCCACCCUUUGCUGCUAUAACAGCCUCCACUCUUCUGGGACAGCUUUCCACUAGCCACAAGAGGUCGGGCACUGAUGUUGGGCGAUUAGGCCUGGCUCGCAAUCUCCAUUCCAAUUCAUCCCAAAGGUGUUCGAUGGGGUUGAGGUCAGGGCUCUGUGCAGGUCAGUCAAGCUCUUCCACACCGAUCCCGACAAACCAAUUUCUGUAUGGACCUCGCUUUGUGCAUGGGGGCAUUGUCAUGUUGAAACCGGAAAGGACCUUCCCCAAACUGUUGGCACAAAGUUGAAAGUACAAAAUUGUCUAGAAUGCCAUUGUAUGCUGUAGCGUUAAGAUUUCCCUUCACUGGAACUAAGGAGCCCGAACCAUGAAAAACAGCCCCAGACCAUUAUUCCUCCUCCACCAAACUUUAGAGUUGGCACUAUGCAUUCGGGCAGGUAGCGUUCUCCUGGCAUCUGCAUAACCCAGAUUUGUCCGUCGGACUGCCAGAUGGUGAAGUGUGGUUCAUCACUCCAGAGAACACAUUUCCACUGCUCCAGAGUCCAAUGGUAGUGAGCUUUACAGCACUCCAGCCGACGCUUAGCAUUGCGCGUGGUGAUCUUAGGCUUGUGUGUGGCUGCUCAGCCAUGGAAACCCAUUUCAUGAAGCUGCUGACGUUGCUUCCAGAGGCAGUUUGGAACACGGUAGUGAGUGUUGCAACCGAGGACAGACGAUUUUUACGCACUACGCGCUUCAGCACUCGGUCGCCCCAUUCUGUGUGGCCUACCACUUCGCGGCUGAGCCGUUGUUGCUCCUAGAGAUUUCCACUUCACAAUAACAGCACUUACAAUUGACCGGGCAGCUCUAGCAGGGCAGAAAUUUGACGAACUGACUUGUUGGAAAGGUGGCAUCCUAUGACAGUGCCACGUUGAAAGUCACUGAGCUCUUCAGUAAGGCCAUUCUACUGCCAAUGUUUGUCUAUGGAGAUUGCAUGGCUGUGUGCUUGAUUUUAUACACCUGUCAGCAACGGGUGUGGCUGAAAUAGCCGAAUACACUCAUUUGAAGGGGUGUCCACAUACUUGUGUAUAUAUAGUGUACCAUCUGUGCAUAAUUGGCUAUACUCCACAUGUAAGCAAGCAUCUUAUAGCGAUGACUAUCUCAGAUGACCAUGAAAGUCACAUCAGAAAGCUCCAAUACAGGUAGGUGUGUGUGUGUGUGUGUGUGUGUGUGUAUUGGCAUGCUUAAACUGCAGAGUAAUAUUGUAGAUUAUGCCUAAUUAGAUCGUUAGGUGUCAGAGCUGUGGCCUGAGUUCUGAGAGGGAGACUUCUCUGCCCUCCUCGGGGCGACUUUGGCACCUCUACUCCACAGAGCCCACAACGCUCAGCAGAGUGACAGGUGACCCGCCUGACCCCCAACACACACACACACACACACACCCCAGGACAGGAACCAGUGUCAGCCAUGUGGGAGUCAUCUCCUUCCAGUCCCCAACACGUACUAUCAUUAUGACUGGACUGGAGGAAAUCAGGCUGCAAUAGCACCAUGGACACACUGCACUUUUCUCCAUUGAUCGUAGAUUAAUUGAACCACUGUCAACAUUGAUCAAAUACGUCAUAGAUGUGCUGUUUCUCCUUACAUGAGGUAGAACAAGUCACAAUAGUUUGAUCAGAAUGACAUACUAGCUAUGUGACACAGAGCCAGAGCAUCCCUAAAAGUGAGUUAGCAAAAAAAAAUAGAGAGUAAAUCACAUGUAAAAUAACUUGUGGAGGAUCCUGUUUGGGUCCAUUUUAUGGAAAUAAAUGGCCCAAAGCGAUGAAGUAAAACGUGAAGGAUGGAUAAGGAUGUUUGGAUGAGUGAGCGGGGACAGGGCUAAAUAAAACCUUUUAUGAACUAUUAAAAGGGACAGUUCACUCCAAAAUCAACAUUUGUUGGAUGUUUUUUUUCUGACCUUAAAAGUUAUGUUGUGAUGAAUUCACAUCCCAUCCCAUGUCAUUGGUAUGGUAUGUCUGCCUCAACCUCAAAUUAAUAGAAAAGAUUAGCACGGAAUAAAAUCCUGAAUUUGCACUGCUCAUCUUUACCAUUCUCUUUGGAUUGAAGCAUAUGGAUCUACAUAACAGGUUGCCUGGGACAUUGACUUAUUUCAUAAGUACACUCCAGUUGAGGUUGAAAACAUCUAAAAGUGACCAGCAACUCCAAUGUGUUUGGCCCUCCUGUAGCUCAGUUGGUAGAGCAUGGUGCUUGCAACGCCAGGGUUGUGGGUUCGAUUCCCACGGGGUGUCAGUAUGAAAAAUGUAUGCACUCACUAACUGUAAGUCGCUCUGGAUAAGAGCGUCUGCUAAAUUACAAAAAUGUAAAUAUAAUGGUAAGGCACCUGUCACCGCUCUCUGAGACUCUAUCCAAGCACAGUACAACAGUGACACCUGCCGGGAAAAGUAUAAUCUGUUGCCCUGCGUUAGUAAGUAUGCACUAUUGAACAAACCUCAUAUGUAACAACUUCACGAAAAAAAAUAUUUUUAAUAUAUUUAAAAAAACAAAUUAUGCGACUGAAAAUCCAAUAAAGAUACAGCAACCUUUAAUAUCAUAUAUCAGUGUGUUUUUACAUGGCAAAUUUUACACAACAGCUCAUUUCAUUAUAUAUUAUGAAACCGCUUGGUUAUUAUUAUCUGUCUAUUCGGAUCACAAGGAACUGCAAAUUGCACGGGUGUUCUGCACGGCCAUAUUUAUCUUCCGUACACAGACACAGACAGACCGAACGAUGUGGGAGUGUUGUUAUAACGCAGUUCGGCGUCUGCAAGGUAUAUGACGGAUUCUGCUUCAUAAACAACACAAGUAAGUGCAAUGAGUAUGCGCCCUGAAGAACAAACUAUUGACAUAAAAUACAUACGAUAUUAUUCCCUUGUCGUGCUGUUUGGCAGUGUUAAAUAAAUGCAUUUCUUACGCUAAAUGGCCAAAAGUAUCUGGACACCCUUCAAAUUAGUGGAUUCGGCUAUUUCAGCCACACCCGCUGCUGACAGGUUUAUAAAAUCGAGCACACAGCUAUGCUAUCUCCAUAGACAAACAUUGGCAGUAGAAUGGCCUUACUGAAGAGCUCAGUGACUUUCAACGUGGCACCGUCAUAGGAUGCCAACUUUCCAACAAGUCAGUUCGUCGAAUUUCUGGCCCAGUCAACUGUAAGUGCUGUUAUUGUGAAGUUGAAACGUCUAGGCCCCUUAGUUCCAGAAGGGAAAUCGUAACGCUACAGCAUACAAUGACAUUCUAGACGAUUCUGUGCUUCCAACUUUGUGGAAACAGUUUGGGGAAGGCCCUUUCCUGUUUGAGCGUGACAAUGCCCCGUGCACAAAGCGAAGUCCAUACAGAAAUGGUUUGUCGAGAUCGGUGUGGAAGAACUUGACUGUUCUGCACAGAGCCCUGACCUCAACUCCAUCAAACACCUUUGGGAUGAAUUGGACCGCCGACUGUGAGCCAGGCCUAAUCGCCCAACAUCAAUACCCAACCUCACUAAUGCUCGUGGCUGAAUGGAAGCAAGUCCCCGCAGCAAUAUUCCAACAUCUAGUGGAAAUCCUUCCCAGAAGGGUGGAGGCUGUUACAGCAGCAAAAGGGGGACCAACUCCAGAUGAAUGUCCAUGAUUUUGGGCUGAGAUGUUCGACGAGCAGGUGUCCACAUACUUUUGUGUAGUUGGCAGAGGACACUACAUAAUUUGAUACUUGGACAGGAAAAUAGACAUGUGACAUGGGAGUUUUUCCUAGCCACCUUGCUUCUACAUCUGCAUUGCUUGCUGUUUGGGGUUUUAGGCUGGGUUUCUGUAUAGCACUUUGUGACAUCUGCUGAUGUAAAAAGGGCUUUAUAAAUACAGUUGAUUGAUUGAUUGAAAUUUGAAUGGUUACAUGAUGAUGAAAAUGUAAAGCCAUUCGAGAAUUUAGUGGCAGUAUUACAGCAGAGAUGUCAAUUUGUCCAAGAAUGAUAUGGCUAUUUCAUGUGGAUAUGGCUCUUGUUUGCAUUAUGGUGCCAUAGUUGAACUUAACAUGAAGUUAUGUGUUUUCAUGUGUGCUUUCCCAACUAUUAUUGUAAUAACUAUGUAAUAUCAAUGUGUAGUAUUAAUAGUAUGUAAUAACAGCCUCAACGCCUCUUCCAGCUCUACAGGUCCAGCAUGCCUCUGGGCGACAUGAGGACACCCCUGCUGUCCGACUCAUUUGACGCCCCAGAAGAACCCCUGCCCUGUGACCCGGGAAACCCCACAGUGGGCAUCCUAGGUUCAGGCGAUUACUCCCGCUCCCUGGCUGUGCGAUUAAUUGCCUGUGGAUAUAGGGUAGUGGUCGGCAGCCGUAACCCAAAGCAUAUAGCCACGGGCCUGUUUCCUGAUGGGGUUCAGCUUCUCACACAGCGGGAGGCGAUGGUUGGCACAGAGAAGGUUGUCUUUGCUGCUCUCUACCCAGAACACUACCACACCCUGGUGGGGUUGAGGGAUGUGCUGGCUGGGAAGGUGCUGGUGGAUGUGAGCAACGCCACCAGGCUUAACAGUGGAGAGCCGUCUAACGCUGAGAGGCUGGCGGAGCUGUUCCCAGAGAGCAGAGUGGUGAAGGGCUUCAAUGUGGUCUCAGCCUGGGCCCUGCAGACUGGAGCUCACGACGGCAGCAGGCAGGUGAGAGUCUCCAUGUAUAUACUGUACAUACUACUCCACACAUUGUAUAUGUAGUUAUAGAAGUCGCACACCGACAGGCAGACACACACCCACACAGUGUGAGCCUCAAUGUCCCCUAAUCAGUCCGCUCCCCCUCCCAGGUCCUGAUCAGCAGUGACUGUCCUGAGGCCAAGAGAACUGUGAUCCAGCUGGCUCGCUGUAUGAGUUUCCUGGCCGUGGACAUGGGAGGCCUUGCUACCUCUAGGCACAUCGAGGACGCCCCCCUGCGCCUCUUCCCAUCCUGGGGCGGCCCCCUAAUGGUCACCUUCCUCCUCAUCCUCUUCUUCUAUGGCUACAACUUCCUGCGUGGCGUUCUCAUGCCCUACCUGUCCCGGGGGCAAAACAACUUCUACCAGCUGCCCCUGGAGACAGUGAACGAGACGCUGCCAGCAGUGGCCCUGGUGAUUCUGGCGCUGGUCUACCUGCCGGGACUGUGGGCUGCCGCGCUGCAGCUGGUCCGGGGCACCAAGUACAGCCGAUUCCCCGGCUGGCUGGACCACUGGAUGGGGAGACGCAAACAGCUAGGCCUUCUGAGCUUCCUGUGUGCCGGGCUGCAUGCGGUCUACAGUAUGUGUCUGACCCUGCGCAGGGCUUCUCAAUACAGGCUGUUAGAUGCAGCGUACAGACAGGUGAGUGGUUGGAGUCUGUUGAACAGGUUGUUCAUAGUCUGUUGAACAGGUUGUUCAUAGUUAGUUGAACAUCUAUAAUCCAUCAGUAGGGGACUAUCCAAAUAAAGUGUUACCAACCGUGGUUGGUGAUGUUGUUACUGCAGUGGAGCAGUAGGCCAAGGGCUGUAUUUUGAACUCUCACUGAGUGUGAACAUGACGCAACAGAGUGUUGCUGAGGCCUAAUUAACAGACUGACUCCCUUAAGAGCUGCUUCCUGGGGGCAGGAUGCUGCUCACGCACACAGCUCUCCCAUGGAGCGUUGUUCACAAGUGGGAGAAGGCUGUGUGUGCUCAUUAGUUGAUCCACAGAUGAAGUGUUCCUACCACACUUCUCACCGUUUCCCAGUGUUUUAAUGCUUUUUUCUGCAUCAGGGAAUCAUUUGGUUUUCCACUAACCGGUCUUUGUGCCCCUCCAGGUGAAGGCGGGAGUGGAGCAUUCCUGGGAGGAGCCUCAGGCGUGGAGAUCGGACCUUUAUCUGUCCUCUGGCAUUCUGGGACUUGGUGUUCUGACUCUUCUGGCCAUCACAUCUCUACCCUCGGUGGGUAACGCCCUCAAUUGGAGAGAGUUCACCUUUGUACAGGUGAGUAGCUACAGUGAGGGAAAAAAGUAUUUGAUCCCCUGCUGAUUUUGUACAUUUGCCCACUGACAAAGAAAUGAUCAGUCUAUCAUUUUAAUGGUAGGUUUAUUUGAACAGUGAGAGACAGAAUAACAACUACAAAAUCCAGAAAAAUGCAUGUCAAAAAUGUUAUAAAUAUAUUUGCAUUUUAAUGAGGGAAAUAAGUAUUUGACCCGCUCUAAAUCAGAAAGAUUUCUGGCUCCCAGGUGUCUUUUAUACAGGUAACGAGCUGAGAUUAGGUGCACACUCUUAAAGGGAGUGCUCCUAAUCUCAGCUUGUUACCUGUAUAAAUGACACUUGUCCACAGAAGCAAUCAAUCAAUCAGAUUCCAAACUCUCCACCAUGACCAAGACCAAAGAGCUCUCCAAGGAUGUCAGGGACAAGAUUGUAGACCUACACAAGGCUGGAAUGGGCUACAAGACCAUCGCCAAGCAGCUUGGUGAGAAGGUGACAACAGUUGGUGCGAUUAUUCGCAAAUGGAAAAAAACACAAAAUAACUGUCAAUCUCCCUCUGCCUGGGGCUCCAUGCAAGUUCUCACCUCGUGGAGUUGCAAUGAUCAUGAGAACGGUGAGGAAUCUGCCCAGAACUACACGGGAGGAUCUUGUCAAUGAUCUCAAGGCAGCUGGGACCAUAGUCACCAAGAAAACUAUUGGUAACACAAUACGCCGUGAAGGACUGAAAUCCUGCAGCACCCGCAAGGUCCCCCUGCUCAAUAAAGCACAUAUACAGGGCCAUCUGAAGUUUGCCAAUUAACAUCUGAAUGAUUCAGAGGAGAACUGGGUGAAAGUGUUGUGGUCAGAUGAGACCAAAAUCGAGCUCUUUGGCAUCAACUCAACUCGCCGUGUUUGGAGGAGGAGGAAUGCUGCCUAUUACCCCAAGAACACCAUCCCCACCAUCAAACACGGAGGUGGAAACAUUAUGCUUUGGGGUGUUUUCUGCUAAGGGGACAGGACAACUUCACCGCAUCAAAGGGACGAUGGACGGGGCCAUGUACCGUCAAAUCUUGGGUGAGAACCUCCUUCCCUCAGCCAGGGCAUUGAAAAUGGGUCGUGGAUGGGUAUUCCAGCAUGACAAUGACCCAAAACACACGGCCAAGGCAACAAAGGAGUGGCUCAAGAAGAAGCACAUAAAGGUCCUGGAGUGGCCUAGCCAGUCUCCAGACCUUAAUCCCAUAGAACAUUUGUGGAGGGAGCUGAAGGUUCGAGUUGCCAAACGUCAGCCUCGAAACCUUAAUGACUUGGAGAAGAUCUGCAAAGAGGAGUAGUACAAAAUCCCUCCUGAGAUGUGUGCAAACCUGGUGGCCAACUACAAGAAACGUCUGACCUCUGUGAUUGCCAACAAGGGUUUUGCCACCAAGUACUAAGUCAUGUUUUGCAGAGGGGUCAAAUACUUAUUUCCCUCAAUAAAAUGCAAAUCAAUGUAUAACAUUUUUGACAUGUGUUUUUCUGGAUUUUUUUGUUGUUAUUCUGUCUUUCAUUGUUCAAAUAAACCUAACAUUAAAAUUAUAGACUGAUCAUGUCUUUGUCAGUGGGCAAAUGUACAAAAUCAGCAGGGGAUCAAAUACUUUUUCCCCUCACUGUAACAGCACGUGAUACUUCAUACUGUCGUAUGCACCCGUAGUUUAUUGCAACAUUUUGAGCGGUUUUCUAUCAUCAGUGUUUCUGUCUCUCCAGUCAGGGUUGGGGUACGCUGCCUUGACUCUCUCCAUCAUGCACACCCUCUUCUUCGGCUGGGACUUUGCUUUCUUCUCAUUUGCUUACCCUUACUACAUGCCCCCCACAUACCUGCUGGCACUGAUCCUGCCCUGUCUGGUCCUGGUGGGUCGGCUCAUCCUGGCGCUGCCCUGCCUGGCGUUCAGACUAGCAAAGAUACGUCGAGGCUGGGAGAGCCCAUGCCACCACCCUCCUCAGACCCAUGAGGACACAGCCAAUGGCGUGCUGCCCAGGGACUUGAGUGGUGAUGUGUGACGGUCCAAUCAAGUGUUAGAGACUCAGUGCAAAUCCAUUCUCUAGCUCUGAUGAAGGUUAUUUGCACAUUUGUCUGGCAGACACUAUGGCACUUUAAUGCCACACUAUUUGAAUCCGAAUAAGAAACAAACUCAAGAAAAGUGUUACUAUUUUUCUAGAAACUGAAAUACUUUAAAGUUACCUCACCAGAACAAGUCCACUAUACAACUACCUUCUGUUAAGAUAAAUCAUGUAUGCUCUUUGUUUAACUGGGUUAAGAAACAUAAGAAAUAUGUAUAGCUGUCACAGUAUCAUAGCAAGCCAUUUCAUAUUUGACUAGACCUCUAAGCUUCUCUUGGGUGAAGGAGAAGAAUGUGACCACUUUCUGGUCAAUUUCAGCAUAUUAAAAAUCUCCAAACCCACUAUUCGACAAGAUUUACCAACCAGAAGUGCCUGGAUUGAGCCUCGACUGAGAAGCUGCACUUCACCCUGAAAUAGGAACAUUUUAUCUAGACAGAAGUCUGUAUAAGGGCAUUGGAUUAGUGUUAGAGACCUAGACAAUACAGUCAGUCUUUGCUGUUCAGCUGUGUGUUGCUGCUCUGUCGCUUCCAGACAGAGUCUGUGUGGAGCUCCAGUCCUAACAGCAUCAUUAUGUAAGGAGACUGGACACAUCAUCACAGUCACAAUACACGUAACUACUGUCAACCUGGGAAAUUAACAAUUAACUGAAGGAAAGUGUUUUCAGCGCACACAUAACGUGCGAUAUACACUCACCCCGUUUGUGAAAAUGGAUCGCUCCUACAGACA
This is a messenger RNA of Coregonus sp. 'balchen', 38078 nucleotides long. The record is from the annotation of a GenBank genome assembly. Lineage: Eukaryota; Metazoa; Chordata; Actinopteri; Salmoniformes; Salmonidae.